AGCAUCAAGCCAGGAGAAUCAUCUCAAAUAUCAGAAGAGCAAGAAGCCUCCACAUCAUGUGUCACAUCCCCGCCUUCUGCUGGAUCUCAGCCACUGUGCUUCAAAACAUCCUGAAACAAGGUGCAGAAAUCCUCAAACUCUAACUGAAAUGUACAUCUACUUCCUGAUCAUUCAAACAAACACAAGGAACCAGAAGUAUGAAAAGAGACAUCCAGAGAAAUUCCUGAAGUCCAACAGAGAAGUGAUUGUGAAACUUGCUGAACUGGCUUACAAUCAGAUGAUGAAAGGCAAUGUGAUGUUUUAUGAGGAGGAUCUGAGAGAGAGCGGCAUAGACGUCACUGAUGCUUCAGUGUAUUCUGGGAUAUGCACUGAGAUCUUUAGAGAGGAGUCUGUGAUUCAUCAAAGGAAGGUUUACAGCUUUGUGCAUCUCAGCUUUCAAGAGUUUUUUGCAGCACUGUAUGUGUUUUACUGUUAUUUAGACAAAAACAGCGAUGUUCUGAAAAUGUUCCUGACAGGAAAGUCCAAAUCCCAGUGUGAGAAUGUUGCUCUGGAUGUGCUUCUGAAGGGAGCAAUGAGUAAAGCUUUAAAGAGUAAAAAUGGACACCUGGAUCUUUUCCUUCGAUUUCUUCAUGGCAUCUCACUGAGUCCAAUCAGAGACUCUUACAGGAUGUACUGAUACACACAGAGAACAACCCAGAGAGCAUUAA
Puntigrus tetrazona (Sumatra barb) is the source of this 707-nucleotide messenger RNA. Its product is annotated as protein NLRC3-like. The record is from RefSeq and is a predicted model, not a curated record. Lineage: Eukaryota; Metazoa; Chordata; Actinopteri; Cypriniformes; Cyprinidae. Bases 149 to 676 code for a protein of 175 amino acids. The transcript has a single exon.